Molecule: messenger RNA, 1186 nt
Organism: Anolis sagrei ordinatus
Lineage: Eukaryota; Metazoa; Chordata; Lepidosauria; Squamata; Anolidae
Source: RefSeq, a predicted model, not a curated record
UUCGGGGCCACCGUCACUGAUGCUGCCACUGCUUCCGAAGCCCCCGGCCGCGGAGGGUUCGAAGUGGAUGCCAGCGGCCGUGGCUAUCGCGUCCGACAUCGGGGCCGGCCGAAAAGAGCCGAGGAGACCCGAGCGGAGCCGAAAAUUCCCGGGAAAAGCCGACCCCCGCCGUCAGGUUGGAAUCUUCGCGCGGGCUGCGGCAGCGCCUUCCUCUGCCGGGGACGGGCAAGAUGGAGACACUUCCCGGAAGUGGCGGUAUCUAGGGAAGCACGCGUUGCCAUGGCGCCGGCGUUCUUCAAGAUGGAUACGGAGGACGAAGACGACAAGGCGGAGGGGGGAGAAUACGCCGACGACGAGGAUGAAGAGGACGACGAGGAUUACUACUACGACGACGAGGACGAAGAAAAGGAGGAGGAGGAGGAGGGGGUAGAAGGGGAGGAAGGGGGCGACUGGAGGGCCCUCCGGAGGAAGCGCCGCUCCGUCUCUCGGGCCAAAGCCAAGCUUGACCGCGGCCUCUCCGCCGAAGCCGAGCUGAGGCCUGGCUCGGAGGCGUCGGAGCAGAAACUCCCCGAGGAACCAGAGCCGCCCGCCUCCACGGGCCCCGCGCAUUUGGCCUGGAGCCCCGAGGAAGUGGCCGAGUGGAUCGCAGCCAGGGGCUUCCCUCAGUACAAGGAGUGCUUUACUGCAAAUUUCAUUUCUGGUCGCAAAUUAAUCCAUGUGAAUUGCUCAAAUCUUCCACAGAUUGGGAUAACAGAUUUUGAAGAUAUGAAGGUGGUGUCACGGCAUAUUCGUGAAUUGCUGAAAAUAGAGGAGCCUCUUUUUGUCAGAAGCAUCGCUCUUCCACCCAGAGAUAAUACGGGUUUGUUCCUAGAGCAAAAAUCUCGAACUGGACCGCGAAGUGAUGCCCUGACCUAUUCUCAAUUUAUUCUUAAUGAAGGAUUGCUUGAUUAUGAGCCAAAGCCUCCAACUCCACAGCCUUCAGCAUCACAAUGUGAAGGUUUGGAGCUUGAAAGUCUGCAAGUCUCACAGUGUGAAGAAAUGGAGCUUGAAAGUCCACUGCAACUAUCACAAAGUGAAGGUUUGGAGCUUGAGAGUUCACAACAAAUAUCACAAUGUGUAGGUUCGAAGCCUGAAAGUCCACAACAACAUAAUUCAGUUCCUUUGCAAUAAAAAUACAUUGUUUUUA